This is a messenger RNA of Dermacentor albipictus, 1445 nucleotides long. Lineage: Eukaryota; Metazoa; Arthropoda; Arachnida; Ixodida; Ixodidae. The record is from RefSeq and is a predicted model, not a curated record.
GUCGUCAAGUUUCCAGAGGAAGGCAACUCUGUGGCUCUUGUACAUACCAAGUGACUGCAUGGCGAUGUCUGCUUGUGGCCACAGGAUUCCAAGAAUGUUUCGUAUUUAGCAAAAUGUGGAGCCUCUCCAUCCUCCAACUGGCAAGUCGUGCCAUGUGUACCCAUAGACACAUUCAGAACAUAUGAUGCAGCGCGACAAAAGCUCAAGCAAGCUGAAGAUGGGUCAGACUUGGGGAGUGAAGUGGACCUGGGACGGGGCAAAAGAAAAAAGCAACGAAGAGCCCUUAGCUCAAGUCCGGAAAGUGUGCAGCGACUACCACUUCCACCGCCCUCUAUGAUGAAAAAAGCACAGAAGAGGGAUGGGAGACGUAUUCACAAGCAGUCAUCACAUGCAUCAACAUCUAGGGCUAAUGAUCCCAAUGUUUGCAGUGAUCAAGGCGCAGUGCAAUGUGCACAAAUGUGUGCUAGCGAGACUUCAGAAUCUGAGGGUGAGGCUGAGUCUGGAGGUGAACAAGAUGCAAUGCAAGAAUCAUCAGGCAUUAAAAGAUCGUUCACAGCUCACUCUUUGAUGAAAAGAGCAAGCCAAAUGGGAAAUACACAGUGCAACAAUGAGAAGUGGCAUUCAAGUCAGUCUGUUGCACCUAUUUCAGAUGAUGGCAUUAAGCAGGUCAUCAGGCUUCUACAAACGGUAAUCUUGAGAGUCGAGCACCUGGGAAGCCAACUAGACGUAAUAAAAGCAAAGCUUUGUGACCAACUGCAGCCUGAAGCAGAUUUGUUAGAAAAACGAUUUUGUGACAUUACGGAGUUCGAACUGUUUGAUCAAGGCCUCUCAGAAAGUGAUGCAAUGAAGUCAAAGUUGGUACGGGAACUCGCUGCCUUAGGAGGAAGAAAUGUUAGUUUGUCUACGCGUCGCAUUCUUGAAGCCCUGAUGACCCAGGAAGUGGCUGUUCAAUAUAGUUGGCUCGGACAAAAAGGAAAGAAGAAGUUCUUGUCGUUGACAACCUGCGACUUGAUAUAUAAAAGUGUUAAAUGCAUAUUUGAAACUGUAAAAAGAAGUGAAGUUGAGGACGUUGUAAAAACGUGGCUCAGACACGCUGGGGAGAAGCUUAGAAAGAAUAACAAACAGUCUGAAAAAGUCACAGAGCUGCUGGAGUGACAACGCAGGCCUCACUGAAGUGCAGCAUGUUUCAACCACAGCACGGAGGACUUUUUUUCCACAUUUUGCUGUUUUAAUGAUAAUUUCGUCAUUAUAAUACCCAUUUUUACUUUUCCGUUCUUUAAUAUUUAAAGAUUGUAUUUUAAUUCCUCAUUUUCUAGUCAUUUUUAGUCAGUUACAGUUUAUUACUCAUUUUUGCAUUGCUGUAGCAGGAAGACAAUUUUUUCGCGCAUUAAGAGUGAUGCCUUAUGUAUUCAUGUUUUUUAUAAUAAAUUUUAUAUUUAAGCUUU